Phyllopteryx taeniolatus (common seadragon) is the source of this 1882-nucleotide messenger RNA. RefSeq names its product leukocyte receptor cluster (LRC) member 9 (gene leng9). The transcript has 8 exons. Bases 182 to 1792 code for a protein of 536 amino acids. The record is from RefSeq and is a predicted model, not a curated record. NCBI's taxonomy places the organism in Eukaryota, Metazoa, Chordata, Actinopteri, Syngnathiformes, Syngnathidae. Gene Ontology annotation, molecular function: metal ion binding.
AUAUCUUUUCAUGUCGAACUAGAAUGUACUAAUAUGUUUAUUUGUUUGUAUUAUGAGCUUUACACCACGUCUGCAGCGCAUCUUUUCCGGCAAAAACAAACGAGUACUACGUUACCCAUAAUCCCUCAUGAUAUGACAAACUUGGGGUCAAGGGUGAGUUGAGGCGAACCUGCUACUUAGCAUGGCGUCGGAAUGCUCUGGGGUGUCCUCAAGCACAGAGAAUGCUGCUGUCCAAAUAGACACAAGCAGAGCAGAAGGUCCAGCUCACCCAGAAGAUGUCAAAACAGAUGAGAAAGGAGUCGACGUGUGCCCGUUCUUCCUGGAAGGGAAGUGUCACUUCGGUGUCAGAUGUCGUAUGUCUCACAGGUUAACCCAGCUGAUCUGUGAAGUAACCAGCAGCUCGCUUGACCCAGCUAUGGCUAUUGCAGACGUUCUUCUUCACGACCCGGAGGACAAACGUGAUGAAGAAAAACAAAAGAACAAAGACCAUAGGCACAAAACCGCUAAGCCUAAAGAAAGUGAGGGAAAAGAUGUCAACAAAAAGUCUCGCAUGCGGACAGCUGAUGAUGUAAUCUCUCGGAUUCUCUGGGACUCUUCGGUGGACGCGUCCCAAUUCGUAGUGGGAUAUGUGGACCGUUUCUUGGGCGUGAUGGAGCGCCCCUUCUCUGACUUCAACUGGGACACUAACCCAGGUGACUGCGACUACACCGAGAUUGCCCUCCCCAGACACAGGAUCCAGUACUUCACCUACAGAAGUCACCGUGUCUGGGACCGACACAGCAGGACUGACAGGGUGUUUGGGUCCACCGGUCAAUCUCUGGCUCCCCCCUUUGGAGGGGAGGAGGAAGUAGGAGAAACACAGCUUGACGACCAAGAGCAACAAGAGAGAGUAACUUUGGAUCACCCAGAAUCAACAAGAGCGGAGCCACCUGCCGGUGUCGGGCAGAGAAUGGAGUGUACUCAGGCUGAGAACACACAUCUGGAAGAAGACAAGCACAGUGAGAUGAACGCUCGCACCUCUGAGUUGGCAUGUGACGUGGAAGAGGCUCCAAAUAGCGUGAAGGCCUUGACAGAUAAAGUAGGGCUGGGAUUAAAAGACGGAGACACCAAUGAGAAAUUGGCCAACGGGGAAGAAAGUUUUGAAGGCCAGAACAAUUUGAAUCUCUUGGCACCUCUCGAGCAGCGAGAAGAGAGCUGCGGUCUUCGUCGCCCUAAAAAGAAACCCACACACUUCAUCACGUUCAGGGCCAACACUCCUGCCAUCCUCAGCUGUUUCCAGCAGCUCCAGGAGGAGAUCUGCGCCCUUCUCCCGUCGUCCGCCCCUCACUGGCAGGACUCCUCCAGCCUGCACGUCACCCUGUGCCUCCUGGUGCUGGCGGGCCCGGCCGAAGUGGAGGCCGCAGAGGAGAUCCUCCGACGCUUUGCCCACUUUGAUCGCAACCCCCCGGUGACCGUGAGCUUCACCGUGAAGCUGAAGGAUUUCAACGGCAGGGUGCUGUACCUGAGCCCCCAGCCUCAGCUUCCACUCCAGCAGCUCAAUGGUGGCCUGCAGGAAGCCUACAGGAGCAAGGGCUUGCUCCACAGGAACUCCUACAACCCACGCUAUCAUCUCACCCUGGCCAAAGUAAAGGGCAGGGAGGGAGAACGCAUCUUCAAUGGUGUGGGCGACCUGAAGGUGGGCAGAGGUUUAAAUUUUGGCCGUUUGCCUGUGAACUCCUUGCACCUUUGUGUCAUCGAGGGUGCCGAUGUGGACGGUUUUUACGAGACUGUGUGCACAGUAACGCUUCGAUAACACUGGGGAACAAAAUUUUUGUUGAGUUAGGUCUGACAGCUGUUUUUAACUAAUUUUUGGGUGUGGAAUCCAAAACUGAUCUCAGUUUUU